Molecule: messenger RNA, 1777 nt
Organism: Cheilinus undulatus (humphead wrasse)
Lineage: Eukaryota; Metazoa; Chordata; Actinopteri; Labriformes; Labridae
Product: N-acetylmuramoyl-L-alanine amidase-like
Exons: 5
Coding region: 214-1662 (482 amino acids)
Biological process (GO): defense response to Gram-positive bacterium; detection of bacterium; peptidoglycan catabolic process
Molecular function (GO): peptidoglycan binding; zinc ion binding; N-acetylmuramoyl-L-alanine amidase activity
Source: RefSeq, a predicted model, not a curated record
UUACACAAAUACACCUACACUAAUGUCUCAGAAGUUGUGGAGAGCAAAACUGUGCUUAUUUUUUUGCCUGACUGUUGUAGAUUUCACUAAGAUCCUCUAAUAUCUUUCUUUUGAAUGGUCUUUUGUUCUUUCAGGCCUAAGUCAAUAAGUAACUGUUUUUCCUUAGAAAUAUAAAGUUUCAUGUUUUUGUAGGAAACAGAAAGGAGACCGAUCAUGGCAGUAGUUGGACUGUCCUUUUUUGUUGUGGCUUUUUCCUUCUUAGUUACUAUUCACAGCAGGCCAGCAGGGAUCCACCUGCGUAACAUGGACAGCUUCAUCCAAGCUGUUCAGCAGGUGGAAGACUCAAACCCCGGUCUUUCACCUCUGGCUCUGGUCAGGGCCCUGCGGAGGACUGCAGGCCAUGAUGACAUGAUGACCAUCCAUUUCUUGGGCUCCUCUUAUAAUCUGAGUGAUGAUGAGGUGCUAAAGACGGCCAUCCUCAAUGCCUCUUCCUUUAGCUUUUUUGACAAGGCCAUCCACCACAUUGUGACAAACCAAGGAGAGGAACGAGGGGUGGUACUUGCUCCAGAUGGCACCACAGUGGCCCUAGCACCUUUACUGCUGGGAAUUGAAUCAGGACUUAUGGCCAAGAGUGAGAGGACACCAGCUGUUGGGAUCUUCCCCCUCACCUUAGGCAGGACACUAGGUCUGUCCUUCUUAAGCCUCCAGGACUUCCCAGCACCUAGUCGUCUGGGGCCUAACGGGUGCUGGGACAAUGUAGAAAGCCCCAAGGUGUUCAAGCUCUCUCGUCCGCCCACUCUGGCCACUGAUGCUGUUAUUAGUGGAGGCAUGGAUGGCGCUAUACUGGGCACAGACAUUAGUAACUUACCUGCAUCUGAACAGCCACAGCCUCUCAGUGAGAUCUUAAGAGGAUUCUACAGAUUCAACCUGAGUGAAGAGCAGGGCCUCGAUGCUGUGACCAGCCAUAUUAGCCCAAGGAGAAGAGAGAUCUCUAGAUCUAUUUUGGAGCCGCUGGAUCUUUACAACCAGGUGAUGGAGACGCUAACAUUAGUGUGGAGGUUAGAGAAGACAGAAUGGUUUGCACAAGAUACUGGAGUGGGGAAGGCAGUGAAGGAUGGAUUGCAGGCCUUUGUGCAUAAAUACUGGGACUGCCCUCAGAUCAUCCCUCGAUGUCAGUGGGGCGCGGAAGAUUUACGCGGCACACCCAUCCCGUUGUCUCUGCCCCUCCAGUUCCUCUAUGUUCAUCACACCUACCAGCCAUCUUCCCCAUGUGUAACCUUCCCAAGCUGCUCUCGCAACAUGAGAUCCAUGCAGAGAUUUCACCAGGAUGAUCGUGGCUGGAAUGACAUAGGAUACAGCUUUGUGGUUGGCUCAGAUGGCUACAUCUAUGAGGGCAGUGGUUGGACUAUCCGUGGCACACACACCAGGGGGCGCAACUCGUUGGGGUAUGGCGUGUCAAUUAUUGGUAAUUACACUGCCACCCUGCCGUCUCGCCACGCCAUGGACCUGCUGCGUCAUCAUCUUACCCGGUGUGCAGUAGAUGGAGGAAAACUUGCAGCCAACUUCACCAUCCAGGGCCACAGACAGGUGGUGAACUACACUACAUGUCCUGGAGAAGCAUUCUUUUCAGAGAUAAGAAACUGGGAACAAUUCAGGGACUGACACGACCCCAAUGAAUUCUGACUUCAAAAUACAGAAGACCAAGAAGACUUACCAACCUUAUUAAAUGUGAUUGUUUCCUAUACCUGUCCAUCUCUUUAUUGCACCAGGUCAAUCA